AUGUGCGAUUGGUUUUGGAUUAUAUCAGAAACUGGAUACGUGCUCGAUGUCUAUUGUGCUGGAACAACAUCAGGAACAGCAGUAGUCUUAUUUACUCUUAAUAAUCAACUUCAUCCUAACAAUCAGUUGUGGAAACUUGAUGGCGAAUACCUUGUCAGUAAACAAACCGGAUAUGUAUUAUCACUAAACACUUGUCCGAUUAAUGAUCCAACUCUUGUAAUCAAACCAAAGGAUAUCAAUGAUAAAGGUCAACGUUGGUAUUAUAAUCCCGAUCUCUUGACUUUUACUAGUGGUCUACCAUAUUACGUUUUGACUGCAAAGAGUAAUACUAUUUCUGAUCCAAAAGCUCUUGGAUUGACACAUUGGAUUGAUCAAACAGCUAGAAAUCAAAAAUGGACUUUUGCUAAAUGUACAGGAUAUGAUAAAGAAGGUGGUUAA
Messenger RNA from Ambispora leptoticha, 438 nucleotides. NCBI's taxonomy places the organism in Eukaryota, Fungi, Glomeromycota, Glomeromycetes, Archaeosporales, Ambisporaceae. The record is from the annotation of a GenBank genome assembly.